Oreochromis aureus is the source of this 18965-nucleotide messenger RNA. It is a transcript of the gene bsna, whose product is annotated as bassoon presynaptic cytomatrix protein a. Gene Ontology annotation, biological process: presynaptic active zone assembly; protein localization to synapse. The record is from RefSeq and is a predicted model, not a curated record. The transcript is spliced from 18 exons. Gene Ontology annotation, molecular function: metal ion binding; structural constituent of presynaptic active zone. NCBI's taxonomy places the organism in Eukaryota, Metazoa, Chordata, Actinopteri, Cichliformes, Cichlidae. Bases 1 to 12294 code for a protein of 4097 amino acids. Gene Ontology annotation, cellular component: cytoskeleton of presynaptic active zone; GABA-ergic synapse; glutamatergic synapse.
AUGGGGAACGAAGCGAGCAUGGAGGGUGGCGGGCAGUCCGGGGAGCCGGGAUCCGCUGGGAUGAUGGGGUCGAUGAUGCCCGGAGGACCCUCGCAGGGACCAGGACAGCACAUGAAGCCGGUCAACGGAGCAGCUGCCGGUGGAGGAAUGGGAAUGGGAGGCCCCGGGAUGGGAAUGACAAGGGGUCCAAUGGGUUCAAUGGGUAGUCCCAAGCCUGGGAUGCAACAAGGAGGCCAUGGAGGAGGAGGAAUGGGAGGAGGAGGGAUGGGUGGAAUGGGAGGAGGUGGGAUGGGAGGAAUGGGAGGAGGCGGGAUGGGUGGAAUGGGAGGAGGCGGGAUGGGAGGAAUGGGAGGAGGUAUGGGAGGAACAGGUGGAGGGGGGAUGGGGGGAAUGGGAGGAGGGAUGGGAGGAAUGGGAGGAGGGAUGGGAGGAUUAGGUGGAGGAGGGAUGGGGGGAAUGGGAGGAGGAAUGGGGGGAAUGGGAGGAGGAAUGGGGGGAAUGGGAGGAGGAAUGGGAAGUGGAGGAAUAGGGUCAAGAGCUGGUGAGCCUUACCGCCUGGCCACUCACGAAGCUCCUACCUCUCCUAGACAUAUGCAGUCCAGCCAGGCCUCUGGAAUGGGGCAGGGCCCAGGGUCUGGUCAAGGGAUGGGUCACGGUCCAGCUGGGUCUAGCAUGGGGGGUCAUGGAGGUCAAAGUCCCGGUCAGCAUGCCUCUCGCCGAAACCUCCAAGUUGACUUCAGUGGUUCCGGCGGCUCCAGGACAGGUCGGUCUCCUUCUUUGUCUCCUGACCGUGGUGUGACACCCACCUCACCAUACUCAGUGCCACAGAUAGCACCCAUGCCGAGCAGCAAGCUGUGCCCAGUGUGCACCACCACAGAGCUGUCCAACCCACCGGCUGUACCCAACUACAACACCUGCACCCAGUGCAAGGCCACUGUGUGCAACCAGUGUGGAUUCAACCCCAACCCCCACCUCACUGAGGUCCAGGAAUGGCUGUGUCUGAAUUGUCAGAUGCAGAGAGCUCUCGGCAUUGAUAUGACCACGCCUCGUUCUAAGAGCCAACAGCAGAUUCACUCUCCGUCCCACCAAGCCAAGCCCAUUGUCCAGCCUCAGCAGCCUGCGCCUCAGCCAACACAGCCGACAGCAGCAGCGCAGCCAAAAUCUUUGGCACAGAGUCAGCCCACCCAGCGGCAGCAGCAGCAACAGCAACCUCAGUCUCAGCCCUACAGCCAGACUCAGCCCUACUCCCAGUCGCAGCAGUAUCCACAGUCUCAGCAGCAGUCAUAUGCUUCAUCACAGCUAGGGUCCCAGACUCAGUCUUAUACGUCCCCUGGCUUACAGAGACAUCCAGGCCCUGGUGGCUCCCAGUCUCAUACAGGGCCCUCUCAGCAGGGCAUGAGAUCUGAUCCAUACUCCCAGACCGGUCCUGGAGCUCCAGGAACUAUUAGAGGUCCCACAGGAGGCUUUAGCCAACCAGGGGGUCCUCGGAUUCCUCACCCUGGUGCAGUACCCCUCCCUGGUUUGACCAAGGCACCUUCCCAACCCGAUUUGGGUCGUGGUUCCCCAAUGCACCAAUCUAUGGCACGGCACGACCAGACCAGAAGUGCUGGAUCCUCCCCAGCCCACAGACCUCAGAGUCAGGCCCCUCCUGCCCAGGACGGCCUGACCAAACUGUUUGGCUUUGGGGCAUCACUGCUUAAUCAGGCUAGUACCUUAAUCAAUGUUGACCCGCUACCUACCGCCUCCACCCAGCCAAGCCCCGCACGAGGCAAGGUGGUGUUCAGUAAUGCAACACCUGACAACAGGCAGCAACAACAAGGGACCACCAGUACUAAACCAUUCACAAUGGGGGGCCCUCAUGCUCCAAGCCAAAUGGGUGGUCCUAAUGUUCAAAGUCAAAUGGGAGGUCCUUAUGCUCCAAGCCAAAUGGGAGGUCCUCAUGCACCGAGCCAAAUGGGAGGUCUUCAUGCACCAAGCCAAAUGGGUGGUCCUAUGGGUGGACCCCAUAUGCCAACCCAGAAGCAACAGCAGCAGACCAUGCCCCAACAACAGGAAAUGCAGAAGCAGUCACCUGCUCAUCAACAGAAAGGACAGCAAGGACAAAAAACACAGCCACAAGGACAGCAACAGCAGAAAACACCUACUCAUCAGCAGAAAGUGCAGCAGAAGCAGGAGCCUGUGGCAGCAGCACCUGCGGUUGCUCCAGAGCCUGUGAAACCCAAAGUGAACUGUCCUCUUUGUAAAACAGAGCUGAACAUCGGUAGCUCCAACCCACCUAACUACAAUACCUGCACGCAGUGUCACAGCCAAGUGUGUAACUUGUGUGGCUUCAACCCAACACCACAUCUGGUGGAGAAAAAAGAGUGGUUAUGUCUUAACUGCCAGACCCAGCGGCUGAUGUCUGGAGAAGGUCUUGAUGAGCCUCCACUUCCUGUUCCUCAUCCGUCUCCCAAGCACCAACCCACGGGCUCGCCUCGGCACCAGACACCAAUCACUCAGCAAAGUCCCCUCCACAAACCUAUCACCCAGCAAGGGUCCAAGCCAGGCCAGCCCCAAACACAGAGCCAGAAGCCACAGGCGGGAAGUGUCGUUAGCAGCCCGUUUGCACCCACAGCUGCCAAACAGCCAACUGAGACCAAGACUACAGCACCAUCCACGACACCAGUAACAACAACAGAGAUCGAGAAACAGCCAAAACCAUCAGAGGAAAAGCUCAAGACUGAGCCUGAGAACCAAACUUCCAAAGAGACCAAGCCCUCCCAGAAGAAAGGAGAGCAGAUCACACCGAUCAAGGAAAUUAAGAAGUCCAGGCACUAUGAUGAUACAAAAAACAACAGCACCCACGACUUGUCACGCAGCCCUCAGAGUCUCAGUGACACUGGCUACUCAUCUGAUGGCAUCUCCAGCUCCCACAGUGAAAUCACAGGUCUAAUCCAGGAAGAAGAGAUGAAGCUGAGUGAAAGGGGAAUCAGUGGCCGGGGCUCCCCACCAAGUCCCUCUGAAAUCACCAAGCUGGAAAGCUCCAUGAGGCCAUUACUAGAGAAGAGCUUCUCUGAAGAGAAGGCAGACAGAAGGGGGAGGAAGCACAGAGACAGAGAUUUGGAUGACAGAGGGAAGCAACGCCCACGUUCUCUAUCAAUCCCGCCAGAUGCAUAUGACUCUGAUGAGGAGCUGGAAGAUAUACUGGAGGAGGAAGAAGAUGGGGGAGACUGGGAGGGUAAGCGAAAGGAAGGAAAAGAGGAGAAGAAGGAGAAGAAAAAGAAAGAAAAGGAAGCUGAGCCCACAGAGAUGACCGAUGAGGAGUUCAUGAGGAGACAAAUAAUGGAGAUGAGUGCUGAUGAAGACAAUGAGGAGGAGGAGGAGGAAGAGAUGGAGGAAGAUGAAGAUGAGGAAGACGAAGGAUAUGGCUACCAGAAACCCAAGAAAAGCCACCAUAAGCACAUAAUCUCUGACUCAGGGAAAGAAAAGAGACGCCUUCAGCACCAUUCCAGUAGUUUUGAGGAGGAGACUAAGAGCUCUACUGAUGUUUAUAAAGGCUCAGUAGAAGAGGGUGAGGAAGAUUUGAUGGCAUCGCAAGGAGGUCUGAGGCGCUUCAAAACAAUUGAACUCAAUAACACCAAUAGCUACAGUCGAGACAUCGAGCUGAGCAAUGAAAACGACUUAAGCCUUGAUCGGGAACCAGAACUAGAAAUGGAGAGUCUGACGGGCUCUCCUGAGGAACGUUCUCGUGGUGACUACUCCUCUACUCUGCCACCCACUUCAUCCUCAUAUGGCUCUGGACAAUCUCCUACAUCCAUCUCAUCAAUGGAGGAAGAUAGUGACAGUAGCCCUAGUAGGAGGCAAAGACUGGAGGAGGCUAAGCAGCAGAGGAAAGCACGCCACCGCUCUCAUGGCCCUCUCCUUCCUACCAUUGAAGAUUCUUCAGAAGAGGAUGAACUCAGAGAGGAAGAGGAACUUCUGAGAGAACAGGAAAAGAUGAGAGAAGUGGAACAGCAGAGAAUUAGAAGUACAGCAAGAAAGACCAAGAGAGAUAAAGAGGAGCUGAGGGCUCAGAGGCGCAGAGAAAGGUCCAAGACCCCACCUAGCAAUCUGUCACCUAUUGAGGAUGCUUCUCCAACAGAAGAGCUAAGGCAAGCAGCAGAAAUGGAAGAGCUUCAUCGUUCCUCUGCUUCUGAAUAUUCGCCUCAAAGUCUGGACUCAGAGGCAGAGGGAUAUGAGUCCAAACUUUACAAGUCAGGAAGUGAGUAUAAUCUGCCAACCUUCAUGUCACUCUAUUCCCCAAUAGAGAAAACAACUGCAACCACCACCACAGCACCAUCUUCAACUUCCAAACCUCUGAAGAGUGCUGAGGAGGUUUAUGAGGAGAUGAUGAGAAAGGCAGAGAUGCUUCAAAAGCAGCAGAAACAACAGCAGCAACAACAGCAACAUGGAAGACAUGGGCAGUACUAUGAGGAGGACAUUAAUGGGCAAAGUUAUGAUGAUGAGUAUGAAUAUGAGCAAGAUCAAACAGGAUAUGACAAUGAGGCAGCAGAGACAGAAACUGAUAUUUAUGAGGAGAUUAGACAAACAUCUCAGAACAUUACCAAGAUGCAACAGGCCACAGAUGAGCAAGUAGAGAUUGAAAUUGAGAGCUCUUACCCAGAUAAACAGCUCUUAGAUACAGGCUCAGCCUUUGCUAAGCUACUAGAGCAAAGUAAUGCUCUCCUUACACCAGGUACCAGUCCCACCCAGAUCUCAGCUCCUGUGUCCUUUGCUGAGACUGCAGGGCGAAUCCCUGAUGUCAGAGUAACCCAGCACUAUUCUGCAAAGGAUGGACACAAAGAUAGACUCAAAACCCAAGCAGGAAAGAAUGGAAUAACUCCAACAGUGGCAGCGACCACUAUUGCAGCAUAUGGUGUUUAUGCUAGAGAUGCAGUAACUAUUUCUCAGACUGGUUCAAGCCACACUGUUACGUCCACUCAGUCUGAAAUAGGUCGUAGGCAUACGGGUAGUACAUCCGCAUCUUCAGCUACAGUCUCAAGCGUAUGCAGCAAGAUUGCAGAGAUUACCCAAGCCUACAGUCAAAGAGAAGUCAUUACCAGAAGGGUAGGGGAGACCAGGGGGAUCCAAGUGCGAGACAGCUCAACAUCUUCUAUUGAGAGAAUUAUUGAGCCCCGCUCUCCCAAGUAUACUACUUAUUAUAGAAGCACCAGUCCUCCUCUUUCACCAUCACCACCACCACCACAGAGUCCCACUCGCUCUCCUUCAAGAAGAGCUACAGCUGAGUUCUCUACACAGACUUUCAGUUCAGCAUUGCGAAUGGAAUCAGCAGGCUCUGGUCCUACUUCACCAGUAAUGGCUCAGGGAACCCAAACAUCACAUCGAUCAGUUUCCCCUAGGCUCUAUCGACAGCAAUCCUCUCAGGAUGCCCCGUACUCCCCUCCUUCAAGCCCAGCUAGGCCAACGACAGUCAAUACUGCAACUUCCCCGCUGUCUUCUCCUACCCGAUUUAGCCGCCAAUCGACAUUUGAUACUUACUCUCCAUGUGGCAGCCCUCCAGACACACCACCUUACCACCACUCUCCUACACGGAGCUUUUAUCGUACACAAAGAGUGGAGAAAGUAAAUGUCGGAACAAGCAUGGUCACCACAGCCAGCAUAUACACCAGAGGGUCUGUUUCAAUGGAUAAUAUCUCCCUCUGUAGGAUAUCUACAGUCCCAGGGACUUCGAGGGUAGAGCAGGGCCAUAUGAUUCAUGGUGGAAGUGUUGUGGACCUUAGAACAGCAACCAAACCAGCUCCUAUUAUUAUGACUGACCAAGGAAUGGAUCUCACCUCCUUAGCCACAGAAAGCAGAAAAUACCAUGGUGGACCAGAGGGUAGCAGACAUUCAACGAUUGUACAGCCACUGAUUAUGAACUUGAACACACAGGAAACCACCACACCAACCACUGUGAGUGUCACCGUAGCUGCUUCAAUGUUCAUGACCCAGCCAAAACAGCCAGCAGUUUAUGGUGAUCCACAUCAAAACCGAGUGGAUCUGGGACAAGGCAUGGGUUCAGCAGUUUGUCUCUCCCAGAAUAAACCAAAACAACAAGAGCUCCUGGAACAACAGUUGCAACAGCACCAUCAGAUGCAACAACAGCAGCAACAGGCAUCGGUUUUAGCCAGGUACAACCUUACUGGCCCAAUCUCACCUUUACUGAAAAAAGAUUUGCUCGUCAGUCAGACAACCACUGCUUCAGCUGUGGUCAGUGCUGUAUCACCAAUCAUUAACCCUGAAUUGUAUGGCGCUGGUCCAGUUGAACUCAAAGGAAAGCCCAGUCCUCCUGGUUUGAUGUCAGGAGGUAAAUCGCCACAUAGUAUGGUUGUACAAAUGGAUGGGGGGCCAGACCCAGCCAGGGCUGUGACUCAGCUCGUCAAGGUAGAAGAAGGACAGGAUGCUGUAGAUCUGACAGGAGGCCAAAUUAAGCCUGACAACCAACCAGCUUGCUGUGAUGUUGUUUAUCGACUUCCAUUUGGUGGAACCUGUGUUGGUGCUCCUGAGAAAGAAGGCAUAAGGCCUCCAUCUGCCCCACCUCUCACCUAUGAGUCUGACCAAGAAAGACAGCCUGGAAGGUACCAUGAGUAUCCAAUGGAUGGGCGUAAGGCCUACACGUUACCUUUUCCUGGUAGGCUCCAGCCUUCAAUGUCUGAUACAAACCUUGCUGAUGCUGGGUUACAGUCUUACCAUUCUAAACUGGAACCACAUCUCCAAGCUUCAGGAGAACUUGCCAUGGAUCUAACUGCUAUGAAACAGGCCUAUGGAGGAUAUGUGGGGAUGCAGUAUGGCUCCUACACAGAUUUACGGCAUGGAGGAGACAUUGCAGCACAAACACUGCCUAUCAGAAGAUACAAUUCCUUGUCCAACAUCAGUUCAGAUUAUGGCUAUUCUGCUCGUGACAUUGCUAACUUCCAAGAAGCUAACUUGGCUCAGUAUAGUGCCACAACUGCAAGGGAGAUUAGCCGAAUGUGUGCAGCACUCAAUUCCAUGGAUCGCUAUGGAAGCAACCCAGACUUGAUGCAGUUUGGCAGUUUGAGCAGAGGUACUGGGCCUGUGGCCUCCAGACUUGCAGCUGGUCUUGGCAUUAGGCAAAACCUUCUCUUUGGAUUAGAUGGGAAGCCAAUCUCUCACAGUCAAGCACUAACUAAUCUUAUCAAUGCCAGGCAGGCAAGUCUAAGAGCCAUGUACCCCGCUGCUAUUAGAUCCUCAGAUGGGAUGAUCUACUCAACUAUUCAGACCCCCAUUGCUUCUACACUUCCCAUCACAACCCAGCCUGCCUCUGUUCUUCGACCACUAAUAAGAGGAGUCUACAGGCCAUACCUCUCUGCCAACAUGACACCAGUGCCCCUAUCUAGUCUUAGCAGGCUACCAAUGAGCCCCAGAAUGCCCUUAUCUGGACAAGCUGCAGUCCGUUAUCCAGCACCAGGCGUUCUCCAAACAACAUCAGCCACUGACAUAAGUGCUGCUGCCACAACAACCUCAGCAACUGCAGGGGCCCUAGUAGGUGUUUCCAUGACAACUAGCUCAGUGGUCCAGGAUGAACCAGUUUACCUUGGCAAAGGUGCGACAGUGUCCUCUUCAUCAGCAGAGGUCACCUCGGUGCAAGGAACAGUUGUCAUACCAGCUGAUCAGCAGCAGCAGCCAAUAAACCUGUCCCAGGCACACCUGAGUAGCCAACAACAGAAACAAGUAACAACUGUUCAGCAGCCACAACAACCUGCCCCUGCUGCACAUGCUUACCCACUUUCAGGUCCUGCACAAACACAUGGUUACACCCAACCUCCAGCAGUCCUGUCUGCCCCUACUGCUGGCUUACCAAUUCCAGGUGGUCUUCCUCCUUUCCCUCCACCAGGUGCUAUACACAAAGAGGGUGAAACUGAGGCAGAGAGACUGCACCGCCAGCAGGAGCAGCUUCUGCAGAUGGAGAGAGAGCGGGUGGAGCUGGAGAAACUCAGGCAGUUGCGCCUGCAAGAAGAGCUGGAAAGGGAAAGGUUAGAGCUGAAGUUGCACAGGGAGAAGGAGCAGAUGCUGGUGCAGAGAGAGUUACAGGAGCUGCAGAACAUCAAGGAACAGGUUCUGCAGCAGCAACAGCAAGAACGUGAGAAGCAACUUGUUCUACAGCGGGAGCAGCUGGCUCAGCAGAAGUCCCAGUUAGAUCAGAUCCAGUCUUUACAGCAGCAGCUCCAGCAGCAGCUUGAAGAGCAGAAGAGACAGAAAACAGCUGCUGUCGCCCAGAUCAUGCAGCUGGACGGACAGCCGCUGCACCCCUACGCAGACUCUCAUAUGGGCUCCCGUUCUCUGCCCAACUCCUCGUCAGAGAUGUGCCUGAGGAGCCAGGAGGAGCAAAUGGAGGCCAGGACCAACAUGAGAAAACACAGCUCCAUGAGCAGACUGACUAGAGACAGCUUGGACGGAGAUGGCGUGGUGUUCUACGGCUCCCCCCGCAGGAUUGUGGAUAGCUGUGUGCAGACUGACGAUGAAGAUGGAGAGGAGAGGUACAUGAUGCGUCAUCGCACCAGGAGGCGUGGUCGCAGCGUUGACUGCUCAGUCCAGACAGAUGAUGACGAGGACAAGGCUGAGACAGAGCAUCCGGUCCGCCGAAGGCGCUCGCGUUUCUCAAGGCACUCUGAGUCCAGUGCAGCUGGCAGCAGCACUGCCACUACAGCCACCUUAGCUACUGAUACCAAAACUGACACAACUAAGAUGGUUUCCUCCAAUAUCGGCGUUCAGACAAUCAGGGAAAUGUCUUGCCAGACGGAAGUGGAGCACCUAGGAAGAGUCUCCCCAGCAAUCCAUGUGACAGUACCAGACCCUAAUAAAGUAGAAAUUGUGCACUAUAUCUCUGGACCAGAGCGAACUCAAAAAGGACAAUCUCUGGCUUGCCAGACUGAUCCAGAAGCCCAGUCACAGGGAGUUGUAGCUCCACAGCUAAGCGUACCAACCACAGUCAGUCCAUAUUCAUCCUCUGCCAGUACUGGAACACAACAGUCUGGUUCUGACCUUCUCACCCAGCAGCGCCAGCAGCAGAUUGCUGCAAAUGCUGCCAAAUUUGAGCGCCGACGCCCUGACCCACUCGACAUCAAUUACCAGCCUCACAACCAUCUCCACAAUGAAUCGAUCUCCAGCAUCAUCCGCCAGCAGCAGACAGCCCCCAAAUCUCCACAAGUCCUCUACUCUCCGGUCUCUCCGGUGUCCCCUCACCGCCUCAUAGAGACUUCUCUGUCGAGCGAGCGACUGAACAAGGCCCACGUAACACCUCAGCAGAAGUCCUACACAGCCGAAUCUCCCCAGCGACACCCCUCUGUGCCCCGACCCAUCAAAAGCACUCAGAGGUCAAUGUCAGAUCCCAAGCCUCUAAGCCCCACCACAGAUGAGCACACGAAGGCCAGGUUGUCCCUGUAUCAACAGCAAGCACUCCAGAACCAGCUGGCAGCCCUACAGCAGAGCUCACUGCUCCGCAAGGUCAAGCGAACCCUGCCCAGCCCUCCUCCGGAUGAGACUGCUACAUCAGCUCACCUGCCCAUGAUGACACCAGCCCUCCAACAGGUCUACCUGCCCUCCGUGCCCAGCCUCAAGCCCAGCUCCAGGUCUGGCCUGGCUGCGAAAGCCAGCCUCCUCAAAGACCUCACCCAUGAGCUCAAGGCCGUGGAGCAAGAGUCAACCAAGCUGAGAAAGCAGCAAGCUGAACUAGAGGAAGAAGAGAAAGAAAUUGAUGCUAAGCUGAGAUACCUUGAGCUGGGGAUCCACCAAAGGAAGGAGACAUUGGUCAAGGAGAGGGAGAGAAGGGAUAUUGCCUACCUGAGGUGUAUGGGGGACACCAGGGACUAUAUGUCUGAUAGUGAGUUGAAUAACUUACGUUUAGCAGCUGCAGCUGCGUCGCAUGAGAGUAAUGGGCUACUAACAACCAGACCAAGCACCGCCCCUCUCAGCCAGUUCACCAGUGACCUCAACACCGCAGCCCAAUACCCACCCACUUCAUCCUUCCUUUCUUGUCAGUACCCCCAAAGCCAACCAGCAGCUCCAUCUCAGCAACCAAGUGUACCAUACCAGUCUGCAACAUUCAACCAGCCUCCCUACCCAACAGUGUCACAGUCACAGGCACUGCCACAACCCACUCCCCUUCAAACCCAUGCUCCCCCUCCUGGACCUACCUAUCAACCUCAAACCUCAUAUCCUUCUCACACCUACCCCCAAACUCAGCCCCCAUACCCCCAGACAGACAUGGGGUUACCAGCUGCACCUCAGCCUCAGCCUCAGCCAGGGCAUACAGGUUUUGGGCCAGCACCACCUGGUCAGCCACCAUACCCCACCCACAGCUCACCCUAUCCCAGCGCUGUGUCCUCCUACCCCAGCCAGACCACACCAUACCCUGGUCAGCCCCAAGCUGAUAUCCUCACAGUUCAUCCAGGAAGACCUAGGCAGACUUCAUUGGCCGAUCUAGAGCACAAGAUGCCCACCAACUAUGAGACUAUUAGCAACCCUACUGUUGUGGUUACCACUACAGCUCAGGAUGCUACCUAUUCCAGUGCAGCCCCAUCCUAUGCUCAGUACACUGGAGCAACAACCAUGGCAAGCUCGUAUGGGCCCUAUGGGUCAGCACCAGUGUCCAGCAGCUACGGUGGGUACUCAACAAUGCCCCCCAGUACAUAUGGCCAAUAUACUUCCACUACCGCAAGUUCAUAUGGCCAGUAUACCACAACUACUGCUAAUACUUAUGGCUACACUACCACCACAGCCAGCUCAUAUGGACAGUAUACUUCCACUGUUUCCAAUGCCUACGGGCACUCUGUAGACAGUCCUUCCACCUACAGCACAGCAGAUGGGAUGUAUGGGGCUCCUGGUUUAGAGCAAAACAUUCCGAGGAAUUACAUGAUGAUAGAUGAUGUUAGCGAGCUGACGGCAAAAGAUGGGCUGGGCACGAUGACAGGGGACAUGAUGCAUCAUGGCGGAAGUGGGCGUUACCCGGGCGACAUCCACAGCCACAGCAGCACCACUGGCACGACGCGUGGGGGAACUGGCAGCUCCCCUUAUGGCAGGGCACCCGAGGAGGAAGCAGCGAUGCAGGAAGAGCUGUACGACCACCAUGGCAGGGCCUGCAUGCCGCUGUCUCCAAACGACAUGGAGAUUGACUGUGAUCUGCUCUCGGUUUCCAAAGCCUACCAUCUUGGCCAAGAAGAAACCGACUGGUUUGAGAAGCCACGCUCCAGUUCUCGUCACUACGGUAGCAGCCACUCUGGGAGGAGCCGGCACAGUGUCAAACACACCUACCAUGAUUAUGAUGAGCCUCCUGAGGAGGACCUGUGGCCCCAAGAUGAGUAUGGCCACACAGGGCGACACUCAUCAUCUCGCGACCACAGACACCACGGCAGUUCUAGCCGCCAUUCUUCCUCCUCACGGCAUUCAGAUGAGCCUAGGUCCUCAAGAUCCUCUAAGGGGCACCCAAAAGACCCAUCUCUGCGCCAUGAUCCCUCAGGAAGAUCUUCAUCUUCAGGAAGACGUGUUGAUUCAAGAUCCGGUGGGUACCACUCUUCCGACUACUCCCGCGACUCAUCUGGUCAUCAUCAUGGCCAGCGUUCCUCCAGACAGGGCGACCCACACAGGUCUUCACGUAGCAAGUCCCAGGGUCCAGUGGACAUGCAGGGGCAGCCACCAGGCUCCUCAAGGUCUGGCAGUGGCUCUGCUAGGGCUCAGGGAUCUGCUGGUGGGCCUACGGGAUCAGGACGGCAAGGUGGCCCGGGUUCCCAGACAGAUGGGGCUCCGGGACAGAGGGCUCAACUCCAGCAGCAAGCCCAGACUUCAGCAACCAGACCAGGGCAGCCCGGUGCCACAACGACCACCGGCUCCCAGCAGCAGCCCCAAGCUCAAGGACAAGGCAUGGGAAUGGGAAUGGGAAUGGGACAGGGCCAGGGCCAGGGCCAGGCCAAACCGGGGCAGAUGGGACCAGCAGGUGGACCCAUGGGCCAAGCCAGGCAGACAGGUCCAACAGGAACCACAACAUCCACUAUUCCCAAGAUCGACACACCUCCAGCAACAGCUAUUGGAGCAAAAGCAGCACCUGUCUUGGCCUCAAAGACUGCCCAGCCCCCGCUCACAGGCAUAGGCUCCAAAGCUGCUCCUAGACCUGGUGGUAUUGGCAGUGCUGCAGCAGGUCAACCGGGCAUGGAAGGAGAAGGCAUGUUUUCCAAGAUCCUGCCUGGAGGAGCCGCCGAGCAGGCGGGCAAACUGGGAGAAGCGAUCUCUGGUUUUGGCAAGAAGUUCACCUCUUUCUUCUGAGGUGCUAAGAUUAAGGACUAUUCAAACAGCCAUGAGGCCUCAUACCAGAAAAACCUGUUGUUCCCCCUGCUUUUAUUUUACUAAAAGAGAGAGAGAAAGGAGAGAGAGAGAGCGGGGAACAGAGAGGAGAGCUGAGCAAACUGCCAACAAGGACUGAAAUCCUCUGGAUGCUUCAUGUUACCAGCUUGAGCACACACUGGAAGAGAGAACGCACCGCUCUCUCUGACAGGCCAGACAAUAAAGUCCAAGCCAGCAUCCAUCUUCUGAAGGAGUCUCUUCAUCCAUCCGGCAGUCCCAGCCAAAGAAGCAGAUGUGAAUAUUGCAGAGCCAUGAACCAACCAACCUACAGUACUUCCAAAUCCAAAAGAGCAACUGGGAGCUAAAAUUGGUCCUUGCUUUUGGUUUUCCUUGGAGAUCUCCACAGCUGAGGAAGACAAGUGGAACCAACUGAGGCCCUCCAUGUAGAUUUAACACCAGUGGACGGAAAUAUGGUUGGUGUAUAUGGGUGAUGCAGUUCUAUUGUCAUGGGCUGAUGUUCAUUCCCACUAACAGCGUAUAGGAAAUGCUGGCUUUACCAAGCUGGUGGCAUGCAGGAAUCCUUGCAUUCACAGUCCUUUGCUAAAACAAGGAAAAGUAUCAACCAAACUCCCCUCUCUCCUCUUUUCCGUCUCUUUUCGAAGUAAAGAAAGCGUGGGACAAACGGAUUAAACCGUUGAAGAACUGCAGGUUUUUCUGGUACUAAAGGCUUCUUGUUCGCUGACAAAAUGAAGAAACGGAAACGUCUCUCUGAAUGAAUUAGACGAUGACAAUGACGUGGCCGACACAGAGGGAGCGUGUUGGCAUGCAUUUCUUUCCACGGUUUGCUCUGUUUUUAUCUACAUUCCAGAUCGGAACUGUUCCCUCUUCCUCACCUCUCUGCAUUUCUUGAAUGCUGAUUCUUCUUUCUUUCCAGUCCCCGUCAAACGAUCCACAACUCGCCAUGUCUUUAAAGAAGUGGAUUUAAAAAAAAAAAAGAAAAGAAAGGAAAAUGUAGAAAUUUGGAAUGCAUGGAACUUUAUAUCCAAGACCUUACACUGUUCAUCGUUACUUAACAGAGGCCAUAAAGACACUGGAAACACAUCGACAUAAACAGUAACGAAAAAGAGAGAUUACUGAAGCAACACACAAGAAUCCGGCCACGGGAAUAAGAGGAGCAUUUACUUUUAUUGUGUUUUCGUUGUUGUUUGUUAUGUUCGGUAUGUAGAAUGAAGCUAUAAAUGGUUGGAUUUUAUUUAUUUUAUUUUUUUAACCAGCCAUUGCAAAGCCAUUAAGACAAUAUCAGCCUGCAGUGCUUGUGGCAAUCUCCGCAAAAUUUGUUUCUCGGAUACUGCUCGCGUUGUCGUAGGUGGUUGUCACUUUAGUUGAUUUCUUUUGAUUUAUUUAGUUUUCUAAUCUAUUUUUUUUAAAUUUGCCUGGUUUUAUGUUGCAGGUUACCAGUAUCGCCUUAAUCAUUUUUAAAUGUUUUAUUUUCAGGUAACAGUGGCAUACUUUUUUAUGACAUCCUGUAAACACAUCAUCCGUCACAUCCUUUGUUUUUUAAUGUAGUAACAUUAGCUGGAACACUGGCCACAGAGAGAUUAAUUUCUAUUUUUUAAAUUGACAUUGUUUUGAUAAUUUUUUGUGAUAUUAUUUUUCAUUUAUUUAUUUUGUAUUGUUUUUUUUACCCCCUUCCAUUUGAUUUUUCCUGACUCUUUAUUUAUUGCGAAUAACUUUAAAAGCAAUAGGGCAAGAGGCGAUGAAGUAAAGAGCACAAUCAUGUGUCAUUUCAAGAGUUGGUGGAAUAGAAAUGUGUUGCCUCCGUCUGUCUAACUUACCACCGAUGUCUGACUUAAAAGUAAAAUUCACUCUUUACACUGCUGUGCCAGAGAGCAGGAGUUUGCCUGAUCGCCACAAGUCCGCCCAGAUCUUUCCCUCCGACCGGCAGUAACCUGUUUUGGAGUGUUACACUGCUACAUAAGCCAGCUGGAGUCUGAUCGAAAAGCACUGCAGGGCAGCACAGAGGCACUCGAAAAGCAGACCAGUCCACACACUGAGGCAGAGCUGAACUUGACGUCAUUUCCCGUCGGGAGUCAGGGGAAGGGGGAGUUGUUUGUGCCCGAGGACGAUUCUUCCGGCCACUUCAACGCUCCUUUUAAGGAGGCUGGAAAAGGCUCAUCCGAGCUCUUCGCACUCGAGUUUUUGUCAGCAUGCGCCUUCACUCUGUCAAAUGUGCACAGCGCACAUGAAAGCACACUCUAAACGGUGUCAAAAAGGGAAAAGAAUUGUGACUGAAGAACCAAAAAUUAACACACUUGGUUGUGUCACACAAAGUCACUUGCCUCCCCCCCCACCUUUAACUUUCUAUCGUUGGUGGCAUCGACAACUCUACCCCCCUCCCCCCAAAAAAACCCUCUCUCUGAGACUGCCAGCUGUCAAGGAAUUUUCUCAGGUCAGUGUUCUCCCUGCUGUUGCUCCUGCAGUGUAUUGUGGGGUCUGUGGUAAGGUACUCAAAAUGUACUCUGUCAGGCCAAUCAUUGCGAGGCCCUCAGCAAAACUAAAUGGAACCAACCAACUUCUGCUGUAUAUUGUCUGUGUGAACGCUCGCUGGGAACCUUCGCAUGCCUCCCGGCGCAGAAAACCUCAGUCACCUCUAUAUCGUUCUGUUCCUAAUGUUUGUACGUGUGUGCGGGUUCUGUAUGCGUGUAUUUAACAACCAUCAUCUAAUGUGGAGAAAAAGGAAAGGAAAGGAACACAAAAAAACCCUUAGAAAAAUCAUGACAACCACGAGUUUAAUCACGACAAAUAUGGUGGGCAGAAGAGGCGACCUCUCAUCUCCAGUCGUUCUAUGCAAUGAAUCAUAUUUGGAAAAUCACGAGGAGGAAAAGGCAAGUGAAACACAGAUGCGGGGGAAAAGUCACACGUGUUUUUUUGCAUAUCACGUUUGUUUUGAUAUUUGUUGUAGAUUAAUAUAAGAGGAGUCUGUGAAUUUGUGUAUGAAACUGGUUACUUGUAAAGGAAAUCUGAAGAUGGAUCUUUCUCUUUUUUUCAUGUUAACCUGAUAUGUUUGGGGUACCGUUCUGCAACCAAAGAUGUAUUCAUGGCAGCUGGGAAAUUACACCUGUGAUUUGAACAAAAUAUGCUGCUUGAUGAGUUAGAUGCAUCAGGCUGUUCUCUAUCAAAUGUUAAGCAAAGCUGAUGAAGUGUGCAAUUUCAUAUUUUUAUACAAAUAUGUGGCUUUUCUUUUUUCCAGCCAAUCAGUAGCUCACAUAGAGAAGAGUCAAAACCUGCUUACCAAUGAACACCAACCAAAAAAUUGCUGAAAUGGAAGGAGAGAGCAGCAGGUGCAGAUAUUUGAAAACUAUUUAGCAGGGACUCAAAAAUCCCGGUUGUCAUGAACGCAUCCAAGCAAUCCAUGUUUAUAAAGGAAAAAUAGAGAAUUAACAGAUUAUAAGAGACAGAUUAUGAUACUUCAAUAUAUUCCCUAAAAUGGUGUCUGCUCAGGGGUAAAGAAGAAAAGAUCUCCCUUUUUUAAUUUAAUAACCAGACCCAGAAUUCUUAUUAGCUAGCUACCUAAUGUGCAAUUGUAGUUUUGUUUUUUUUCAGAUAAUGAAGCACCAAAAAUUUAAGGAUAUAGAUAUAGCAAUUUAAAGUGCAGAUGUAUAAUUAUUACAAAACCUAUAGAUUAUAUUUAACAAAAGAAACUGCUGUAGGCUAUGAAGUUAAACACUAUUCAGAGCAUUCCUAAAUGAAUUUAAGCAGUGAAACAGGGGAGUUUGUGUACGUGUGUGUGCGUGUGUGUGUGUUUGGUUUGCACUGGUAGCAGCUUAUUAGAGCAAGUUAUAAAAGAAUCUAUUUAUUGAAAUUCAGAUUUAAAGAGUUGGUUUAUGCAGUAUCAAAGUAUCCCUUAACUAUAAAUUCCUUUGAAGUCUUAUUUGAGCAGGGCCUCACAAGAAGCUAGUAUAUGUAUAUAUUGUUUUUAUUUUCUGAAACAUUUAUCGUUUGUAGAUGAUUCGUCUAUGUAAGAGUUUAUUUUAUCAUACAGAGCGGGUAUAGAAAGUGAGCUGGCAUUAGGAAAAAGAGAGAUUUAGGUUUAAAAUCUAUAGAUAUAUCGAUGAGAAACUGUUUGUACAUAUGUCGCCUAUAUGUUUUUUCACCACGGGUCUUCAGCCUCACUCUAAGUUGCACAUUAAGUGCGUGUAACCCAAACAGAAGAGAUCGCGGAUACGCUGCCGUCGGAUCGGUGACUUCACCGAGAAAAGAUUCAGAUUAGGCUUCAACGAACAAUAUGAGAGAGAGUUUAACGUUACCCAAGUUAAUACCAACUUCCACUAUUGUACAGUAUGUCGUAUGUUUUUGGAAGUUUGUUUUAAAAAAAAAAAGAAAAGAAAGAAAAAAAUCAAAUAAAAUGUUGAAUAAAACAAUCCUCAAUCACUUUUGCCUCAGGAAAGCACACAUUAAAGGCAGCAUCGCAACGGAGAUGUUCAGAAGACAACAGAUAAUAAUGGGUGUGUUUGUGCAGGCGCAGUGAAAGCAGAUCGCUUACGACACCGGUGAAAUCGUGGCUGCUGCCGGUCAGAGGGAGUCUGUAAUAUUUGGAGCACAUAAAUCCCAGGAACUGUGAAAACGUGUUCGUGGCGGUUUCUUUUUUCUUUUUCUUUUUUUUGCUCCAGCCGCUGAAGGUGACUUAAAUAUGCAUAGCAGCAAGGGCUUUUAUACUAAUAUACUGGUCAUUGAAGAAAGCCAUCCUGUUACUGCCCUCUAGCCAGUCGUGGUCUCUGUCUAUACUCUGCGUGGUGUGCGUCUAUAACCAGGAAUGCAAUGGACUUCUGUUCAGACCACAGCAAUCACCAGUGGGCAAAAAUAACCAAGCCACAGCUGGGUUUUUCAAUGGCGUUUGAAGCACAAUUGUAGACAAUAUUAGAGAUAGAUAAAACUCUGAGGGUUGUGUUCCAAAUCGUGAAUGAAAUCUGCUGUGGGGACUUCCUCCAGACAGAAAAAUCUGGAGGUUUUCCUCAAUGCCAGGAGCAGGAAUGUUAUUUCAAAUGACCGUUUGGAACAAAACUCUAGUAGUUGGAUAGAGAACAGAUUUACAGACGUGAAGCUAAACGAGAGGUUUCUUCCACCACAUCUGCGACGUGUCUUUGAAUCUGAAACAUCUCAGCAAUAAAGCUGCAUUUACGCACAGUCAGACAAUCUGGACCUUUAACCCUUUGUGACAUUGAUCUGUAUCUGAAUUGGGCGUAAAUGUACUUGCUGUAACUACAAAUCUUUUAACUUAAUGACAGAGUGCCACAGAGAGUUAUAAACACAGUGUCUCUGUUUCAGCUGUCUUUAAAUGCAGCUUAAAAUGCUUUUGGGAAAUCCAGACUGUGUGUGUGUGUGUGUGUGUGCGUGCGUUCCCGCGGGUGUGUGCUCUCAACCAAAAAAGGUAGCAUGCAGUGCUUGUACAGAGCAUAGUGUAGUAACAGUCACCACUGGUCUUGCUGUUGGUCAUGAAGACAGUGAGCGUAUAGUAGGACCCUAGAUCGAUUUUAAAACACAAAUAUAUAUAUAACAUGUAUAGUGUGUGUAAAUGUCUCAUGGGUGAGAGGCUGUAAAAGAAGCUAAAUGCCGAAACAAAUGAAACCGCGAGAGAAAAGUUCAUCUUUCACUGUAAAACCAUCAGGGAUCAUUUAUUGUCAUCUUUUACCUGUAUGAAUCAUUAAAGUUAAAAAAAAGGACAAGUGCAUGACCUGGACACCUGCCCUAACCCGACCUAACUACUCCCCCCACCCCCUUUUGACCAUACGAACCCCUUCGACCUUUGACCUCCCACUUCACGGGUUGCCACGUCGUGUUUUUUUUCCAGUGUAAAUAUCACACGAGAGCCGGCUAGAGUCCGCUUCGAAACAGACACCAACAACAUGUAAAUGCCAUGUAAAUCUCAAACAUACACACACACACACGCACGAGAGGCACGAGAGAGGCGUUUGCACACCAAAAACGGCAACACAAGCUGGAGCGUAUGCAAGCCGGAAACUCCCUGCCCAGACUCGUGCUACUUGUGUAUAAAAACAACGAGAGAACAUAACGAACAAGAUCAGAUGUUGAUUUGAUCAAUAAAAUGACAAAAUGCAUCGUUGUGCGUAUGUGGCUGGCUCGUGCGGACUGUUUAAAACUCAUUUAAAAAAAAAAAGUUGUAUUCGGAUAUGAGAAAAAAUAAACAUAUUGGUCUGUGUAGAGUUUCUAUACAUGUCGUGUUUGUAAAAUGAGAACAUCAAAAUCAAAAAAGGGAAAAAUAUCCUGGCUUCCAUGUGACUUUUGGGGUGGGGUGGGGGGGCAUUUUAUGGAGAUGGAGAGAGAGGGUGAACUGGACAUUGGAAAUGUGUGUGUAAAAAAAAUUAAAAUAAUUAUAAAAUAAUGCAAUUGAAUGAAGUAAAAGGUUGAAAAUAAAAUACAGAAAAAGGUGGAGAGCCUAAAAAUGAGUACAAAGUGUUCCAUUCACUGUUGUAAGUGCAAUGAGCUAAACUUCCUGUUUCCCCAUUGUAAAACCUUGUGUAUGUUUCCGUGUAUUCCUCCUGUAAAUGGGUGUAGUAGACCUGGUGCAUCAUGCCAUGUAAUGUGAUGAAUGACAAAUUAUGACCUUACAAUACAUUUCAAUCAGGAAAUAUGAA